Molecule: messenger RNA, 812 nt
Organism: Cotesia glomerata
Lineage: Eukaryota; Metazoa; Arthropoda; Insecta; Hymenoptera; Braconidae
Product: putative nuclease HARBI1
Exons: 3
Coding region: 308-778 (156 amino acids)
Source: RefSeq, a predicted model, not a curated record
GAAUUAAAAUUCCAUGCCCGAUAAUAAUGAUAUCAAUUUUGAUUUGGACGACGAUGAUUUAAUCAUACGUAUUCCAAAACGUUAUAUUCGAGAUGUGCAAGAUCCUUUUGAUUUUUGUUCAGACAUCGAAUUCAAGUAAAGAUAUAGAUUUGACAAGGAUAAUGUUAAAUUUGGAAUAUUACCUCUUAUAGAAUAAAAUUUAACUAAAGUCAAUAAACGAGGAUUACCAAUCCCACCAAUUUUUCAAUUAAUAAUAUGAUUGCGAUUUUAUGCAACUGCAAGUUUUCAGCUCAUUUUAGGUGAUACCAUGACAGUAUCACAACCAACAGUUUCCAGAAUAGUUUUUCGGGUGAGCGUUUUACUUGCAAGCGAAAUUCAUGAUUACAUUAAAAUGCCUCGAACUCAAGCAGCAAAAUUAGAAAACCAGAGACUUUUUGAACGUUUGGGAUUUGGUAAUGGAGCAAUUGGAAUACCCGGGGUUGAUGGAACAAUUGAUUGCACUCAUAUCCGAUUAGUUCAUACAAUGUUUCAAAAUAUUAAUGAAAUCUACAGAAAUCGAAAGGGCUAUUUUUCUCUGAAUGUACAAGCGAUUGUUGGCUCACGGAUGGAAUUUUUAGAUAUUGAUCCAGAAUGGCCUGGUAGCGCUCAUGAUAGUCGAAUUUUUCAAAAUUCUCGAAUUUACAUGAGAUAUUCUGAACGUGAACUAACUGGGAUACUUGUCUACGUAUUCUUGAUAAUUUGUAAUCAUAAAUUAAAGUCACAAUUUUAUCUCAGUUGAAUUCCGAACUGUAAAUGUAAUAAAUUCAGAAUUG